Messenger RNA from Porites evermanni, 573 nucleotides. Lineage: Eukaryota; Metazoa; Cnidaria; Anthozoa; Scleractinia; Poritidae. The record is from the annotation of a GenBank genome assembly.
AUGAUUUAUACAAAAGAGCAGAUAGAAGAAUAUAAAGAAAUAUUUUUAAAAUAUAAAAAACAAUUAGAGGAACCACUUUUAAAAGAAGUAAGCAUUUAUCCAACUUGUGUUAACCCUGAUUGUAUUACAAACCAGCAGGGGAUACAACCCCCCAAUUUUUAUAUUGAGUCAGGUUUUUACAUGUGUGAAUCAUGUGAUUCGUCUAAUGGUCACGCUCUUGGAUAUUAUGAUAACAAGGAAUACGAUCGAUUUCAUUAUCAUAGAAAGAGUAUUUACCAGAGAAAGUACCAUUAUGAAAAUAAAGUAAAAGAUAUCUCAAAAAGGUUAUCAUUAACUGAUGAUGAGGAAUACUGCUUAUACAAUAAACUAAUGGAAAUAGAUGAAGAAACUAUUACUAGAACAAAUGAACAUUUUAAUCGCAAAAGAAUGAUAAGUGUUUUUUACCUGAUUAAAAAAAUUCUUGAAGAAAUGGGUUGUGAAAAAUAUAAACAGAUUGGUCUUAAGCUUUCUAAACAAACAUUUGCUAAUUAUGAAAAGUGGUGGGAAUAUUAUAAAAUUGAUUUAAAGAAAUAA